CGGGGGACGUCGCAGAGAAUACAUAAUUACACAAAUGACAGUAGUUAUAGAACAGAUCGAAUCACAGCCCUUAAUCAACUCGAAAAGCAAAUAUAUAAGAAGACAGUUACAGUUAUAUCAAGGAAGAUGACGCACGGCUCGCCUCAGUCAAUUGUUCCUAUUGAGUACUCGCCUUAACAAUUAUUAACAGUUUUAUUAAGCGGCCGCUAUCGGGCACCGAGUAGCGUGCGUCGCGCAACUUCGAUCGGUUGUGUUCACUAUUCAAGAUGUCAAACGAGUUAGUGGCGAAAGGCGAGCGGGUGCUCCUGCAGCAGGCGCGCGACAGAUUCGUCGCAGCGUUUAAUCGCACGCCCACAGCCGCGUCCUGUGCGCCCGGCCGCGUCAACCUCAUAGGUGAACACAUCGACUACUGCGAAGGAUUCGUGUUACCUGUUGCUCUACCCUUCGUGACUGUGGUGGUGGGAGCCUUGAACAACACAGGAGAAUGUAACGUAAUCUCAGUGCUGGGGUCUGGUGAGGAGGUGAAAGCCAGCUUCUUGGCACCGACACCGUCCAGCCCCCUGAAACCAGGGUCACCAGCCUGGGCGAACUAUGUUAAAGGAGUUGUUGCUAACUUCCCAGGUGGUGUGAGCGGGUUCGAUGCAGUCAUUGUGACAGAUGUGCCGAUAGGUUCUGGACUUUCAAGUAGUGCAUCUAUAGAAGUUGCCAUAUUCACAUUUUUGGAAGGACUCACGGGGAAUACUGUAGGGCUUGUAGAAAAGGCGAAGCUAUGUCAAAAAGCGGAGCACGAGUUUCCCGGGAUGCCGUGCGGGAUCAUGGAUCAGUACAUCGUCACUAUGGGCAAGAAGGACCAUGCGUUACUCAUUGACUGCAGAUCAUUAGAAGCCCAACAAAUCCCAAUGGAACUGGGCGAGCUGGCGGUGUUGGUGACCAACACCAACGUGAAGCACCAGCUGACUGGCAGCGAGUACCCCACGCGGCGCGCGCAGUGCCAGGAGGCGGCCGACAGACUCGGACUUCCCUCACUGAGAGGCGCAACUGUGGCUGACUUAGAAAAACUAAAACAACAGAACUGCUCUGAAGAUGUCCUAAAAAGGGCGAAACACGUCAUCGAAGAGAUCUCCAGAACAGAAGAAGUUGGCAGAGUCAUGACAGAAAAGAACUUCCAACGAGUUGGAGAGCUGUUCUACCAGUCGCACGACUCCUUGAGCCAGCUGAUGGAGGUUUCGUGCCCGGAGCUGGACCAGCUCGUGGACAUCAUGCGCGGCGCUCCGGGCGUGUAUGGCGCGAGAAUGACGGGAGGCGGCUUCGGGGGCUGUGUUGUAGCUCUGGUAAAGAAAACUGAAGUGGAAAAUUUAAAGAAGCGAGUUCUGUCUUCAUACAAAGGCACGCCCACAUUCUUCGUUAGUCAGCCGAGCGAUGGAGCGAAGUUGUUAAAAUUGUAAUAAAGUAUAGGUUUUAUUUA
Messenger RNA from Trichoplusia ni (cabbage looper), 1465 nucleotides. RefSeq names its product galactokinase-like. Gene Ontology annotation, biological process: carbohydrate phosphorylation; galactose metabolic process. The transcript has 9 exons. Gene Ontology annotation, molecular function: ATP binding; galactokinase activity. The coding region runs from base 267 to 1445 and encodes 392 amino acids. Lineage: Eukaryota; Metazoa; Arthropoda; Insecta; Lepidoptera; Noctuidae. The record is from RefSeq and is a predicted model, not a curated record. Gene Ontology annotation, cellular component: cytosol; cytoplasm.